AGAAUUCGACCUCCUCUUAAAUUGCGCUCGGUAAUACCUUCGAUUCGACUAGACAGCUGGUUACUAAAAUGUUAUAGUUUUUGGGAAUCGGAGGAACUGAUUUUUCCGAGAUCAUUGUGUCGUCGGCUGGAAGGGGGACAAAGCUUGGAACUCAUGGAUGGCCGAGGGAUGCGUCAUGAAGCAUGACCGACAUAAACAUUAUAUACUCCAGUACCCAAUGAGAAAUUCCCCGAGGGAGACGGGAAGAAUGAGACAGAGAUUGAUGAAACGGAUGAUUGAAGGAUGCGCGAUGAGAUACCUCGGAAGAAUUAAUUGCGAUGAUGGGUCGACUCAAUGAGGGCUCACGAAUAUGUGCUGGUGGGUGACGUAAUACUGCGAAGUUAUGGAAGAAAUGGGGAGAACAAUAGCGCUGAGAGCUUGGCCUCGGCGGUCCCUUAAACCCUAACCCUAAAAUAGUGGUUUCUGAGUAUUGUAAGGUUUUAGAGGUGAUUCUUUACGGUAGAGAUCGGAGGAAAGCGACACCUCGUGUUGACACUGGAGUUCGAAACUGGAUCGGUCCCACGUUUCUUACGUGAAUGUAAUAUUUCUGAUCAUACAAGCGACUCAACGUGGUGUCGGUAGCUCGAAUGAAGACAGCGCCGAGCUGAUUCGGCUGAAAGAUUGUUUGGACCUUGAUGUUGUGAAUUAUGAGGGUCUUCAGAGUGGAUCCCAUGGCUUCACGCGUGUGGCAGGCUUGUGUCCGUAGGCUGACAACGCAGAGUGAAAUCACGCAGCACAAUAUUGGCAAUUUAUUGAAUGAGUGGUGCUUUUUGAGCUCUGGAAGAACUUUUCUGCCGAGUUACGGUGAUUUGGGAGGAAGAACACGUGCAGCAGGUGGAAAAUUAUGGAACCACAGCAGAUUUUACAAUGUAGGCGGCAGUGCUGGGAAACUUUGCGGAAGAACCUCCGGCAGGGAAGAAUUGGCAAGUGUCGAGAAUUUUGGAGGAAGAAUUCUAUCCCCCUUCUCUCGCUGGAAGUCUGCCAUGCAAAAUUCCAGUAUAUCCUCUGAUGUGCCGGAUGCAAGUCAGAAUCCACCUUCUGAUAAUGUAUCUACCGAAAUUGAGGUUGAGAAACCCGAAGAUCAAGAAUUUAUCCCACCCAAUGCAGACACUCCGACUACACCUCUUGUGCAGGCAAUUCGACACUCAUUGGAUGAAGAAGUCUCUCCGAUGUCGAAAGGUAGCUUCGAGGAAAUUCUUCCUGCGGAUCGUGAGAUCGAUCCCCUACGUGUGUUCGUAGGUGGUUUACCAUUUUCGGUGAAGGGAGAUGAGCUGAAAAAAGUUUUGCACAGUCGAUUCUCGGAACACGGUGUUGUACAAGACAUUCAGCUAUCACAUCACCGAGAUCAGAGCAGGAAAUCCCUUGAAGCGGGCAAACACAAGGGCUUUGCUUUUGUGACCAUGGGCACUCCGGAAGAAGCACAAGCAGUCAUUGCGAAGCUCAAUGGGGACGUCAUGUGGAGCAGAAGCAUCACGGUCAAUUAUGCGCUCAAGAGUCUGCAACCCGAUGCCUCCGCCCGGGAGCGGCAGAUAAAAAACGUCGAACGCCUUGCACGUCGCAAAGUCUUUGUUGGAAAUCUACACGAAGACACUUCUAUUGAAACACUGGAGCAAAAGUUCAGCCAGUUCGGAGCACUUACCAGAUCCAAGCUUAUCUACGACCUAGGUUCUGGGAGGUCACGUGGUUUUGGGUUCAUAACGUUUGAGGAUGAGGCUUCGGCAAUGAAGGCCAUAUUGGACCUUGACGGGUCAAUCUUGGACGGUUCUGUUAUAAGAGUCAAUAUCGCCAAGUACCCACAGACUGUGUGAGGCUUACUUCGUGAUAAUCUGUCUGGGGCAGCAGUACUCUUGAGAGCAGUAUCUAUAUCUCAAUUCCUUUGAGAGUGCGAUCCUUUCAACUGUAAAUCAAGUCCCUAGUCACAUCUCAGAAUCAUUUGUGGAAUCAGAUCCUGAACACGUGGAUCUAAGGUUUCUACUCCCAUCGAGAGUUUUUUCAUUCCAAGAAGGCUCUUGUUGAGAAAUCCGUAGGUCGUGACAAGCCCGACAUUAUUCUUCCUACGGUCACUACUUGCAAGAUGUCGAUAAUGUUCUCCUUUGAGCUUUGUCCGACACUCGCCAUUGUUCCAGGUUGAGAGGAACCGUCCAAACGAGUUCAAACUCCUCUUGAAAACAGCCCCAAAGUCAGACCGGAACUGGUGCUGGCAGCCCGUGCAACGAUUUUGAAGAGUUUCGAACAGGGGCUUAUAGGAAAAGUCGAAUGUUCCCAUUGUUACUUCUAAAGCUCCUAAAGAGAUGUGGGCUUGUUGACAGCCGGUGAGUCACACUGGAUUGUACGAUACAAGAAGCCUCACAAGUUAUUUUUAUUUUUGACGAUUCCUGGACUCUGCUACCAUGGUCCAACCGUGCACGGUAUAACUGUCUGCCGCGUGUUUUUCGGCCUGGAUCGUUGCGCGAUUGAAUCUGGUCGGUAGAAGUGUGCGCAUUCACGCGUGGAGAAUUCACGGAAGAAUCCAGCCCCCAGUAGAUGGCGGAGCGGGGAUCAUAGCAGGGUUUUCGGUGUUUGGAGCGACCUACUUUUUAAUAAUACACUGUGGACAAAGCAUGCAGCUCUUCAAUAUGCUGCCGGGUGCAUAAUUCUCGGCAAUCUGUCGUCUGUAAUGAAAUAAUUUACUUCUCUGUCGGGAUGAUCAAAGCAGAGACAUUCACUUCGAACUAGUUUGAAUG
Molecule: messenger RNA, 2762 nt
Organism: Marchantia polymorpha subsp. ruderalis
Lineage: Eukaryota; Viridiplantae; Streptophyta; Marchantiopsida; Marchantiales; Marchantiaceae
Source: the annotation of a GenBank genome assembly